This is a messenger RNA of Chinchilla lanigera (long-tailed chinchilla), 3151 nucleotides long. RefSeq names its product shroom family member 1 (gene Shroom1). NCBI's taxonomy places the organism in Eukaryota, Metazoa, Chordata, Mammalia, Rodentia, Chinchillidae. Gene Ontology annotation, molecular function: actin filament binding. Gene Ontology annotation, biological process: actin filament bundle assembly; cell morphogenesis. The record is from RefSeq and is a predicted model, not a curated record. Gene Ontology annotation, cellular component: apical plasma membrane; apical junction complex; cortical actin cytoskeleton.
AUGGAGGAAAUCAGGUCAGCAAUAAUUGCUCAGUGUGGCCGUGUCGUGCUGACCACCAGGCUGGAGGCCAAGGCCCCCUCGGACGCUGCUCCCCACGACAAGGCCCCAGACUGCUCCCGCUCUCGUCAUGACCCGUCAUGGUUACAGAAUGACCUCGAGUGGAUGUCCUGGGAGAGGGCUGGCACAGCGCAGGAGAACACAAAGACCCGGAAAGACCGUCCUCAGGCCGCCAGUCCCCAGGAAAAGGCGGUCGCUGAGGACAGCAGCAGGGGCACCUGCGGGCUCAGCAAAGGCCCUUUCAGGAACGGGACAUUUCUUGGCGGAGUGGGUGCGCACAGGGUAGUUCUGGUAGGCAGGAGCAGACGAAGCUUUGCGAAGGCCUUGAACACCAGCCCCGGCCCUGAGCGCAGCUGGGGCGAACACGGGCCCCUCCAGGAGGGCCUACGGGAGAAACGCAGCCGCAGCCCGGGGCCCAGGAACUCCGCGCCGCGGGGAGAGCUCCGGGCACUGGGCGGCCCCUGGGGAGCCCAGGACUGGGGGAAGACCACCCACGAGGGGCGCCCUCACGGAGAGCUGGCACUGGCUCUGCAGCCUGGCCCACAGGUGACAUUGACACAGAGGCUGGAGCCCCUGGGACAGGGCUCGCCCCAGCCCCAGCCGCUGGCUGGACUACCCAGGGCUCCCUGUAGCCAGGACGUGCGGAGCCCGCCAGCCUCCAUCCUCGCAGCUAUGGAGGCCCUGGGUCCUGGGGGCGAGCGCACCUCCCCGACCGCCUCUCCACGAGGCCUGGACUUGCGGCGGCGGUCCACGGGCGCCGACUCGGCCUAUAGCUCCUUCUCCGCGGCCUCCGGGGGCCCUGAGCGGCGCACCCCAUCGCCGGGACCUGAGGUCCCGCCGCACCUGGACCGGGAACUGCCGGGUGCCCGCGCCAGGACCCGCGGGCCGCGGGCGCCUCGCCAGCCAGCAGCGGAAGUGGUGUUUCUCGGAGCCGGGGAAACUGGAUCGCGUGGGUCAGGGCGGUGGGCCGCCCGGAGAAGCCUUGAGUGAGACCUGCGCCAGCCCGGGGCUCGCCGGGCCCGAGCCCCAGGAACUGCCACACGAGGCGAGGGCUGUGUUCAGAGGGCCGCGGGAGACGCAACCCCAAAGCACGGUGGAGCUGGACGCUGGGUCCGAGAAGUUGGGCAAUGCCCAGAGGCCUGGCCGUCAGCGUCGGAGUGCUUCGGGCGAGGCGUUGGGUCCCUGGAGAGGGCCAGGAGGAGCCAUGGCCACUGUCCAGGUGGUUCCCCACGGAGCAGAAACGCCGAGGCCGCUGUUUCUGACCACAUUUUCCAGGUUUUUGCCUCAGAAAGAGGCUGCGGUGGUGUGCCCUGCAGAGGUCCCUCGGAGCAGCCCAGCCCACUGUGAGCAGAGGGUCCCAGAGACCUGCUUGGAGCCUGCCCGGCUGCCCUCCCUUCCUGACGAUGAUGUGUUCCUGGAAGAAGCCCCACUGGACAGGAUGACACCACCUCCAGAGUCCUGCUCCGUCGAAGGAGCAUCAGCCAGUGUCCAUGCCUCUGACCAGAGUUCUGGAACUGGCUUGGGCCAAAGAACUGGCCAGGCUACGCCCCCCCCAGAACGUGCCCUUCAUGAAUGUCCUGGGACUGCAGGGGCAGAUGUCCACUGGCAGGGGGUAAAUGGUUCUGUGGGUGUCUCGAAGCCCACAAGCUAUGGCGUUCCCGAAACUGCAAAUGGGGACAUCCCUACCACCGGCUCCACUGGACUGCUGACCCCUGAAACCCCUGCAGGUGCAGAAGAUGACCCUCUCAAGCCUUCCCCAGUUGAUGCCCUGGGCUCUUCAGGCAGUGGAACCGCAGGGCCCCCUUACCACACUUCCCUGGCCUGGGGCACUGGCCAUCUGGGCUCCAGACCAACAUGGCCCAGCCAGCGUCUGGAGGAGCUGGCUCAGGAGCUGGCCAGACUGGAUCCCUCCCUGACUGACACUCUUGCCUCUGAGCCCAGCCCAGAGCCGGCCCUGGGCCUGCUGGAUGGGCUGAUCCCUGGGACAGAGGUCUGGGCCACCAGGAGGCCAGCCUGCGGGGAGGCUGGACAGGAGGCAGCGGGUUCUUCUGAGCCAGGGUCUCCUCAGUUCAGCUUCACCCAGCUGCUGCCAGCUUCUCAGGAGACAAGGCCAGAAGAUGCUACCGUCCAACCUGUGCCCCGCCAGCCAUGUGGCGUCAGCAUCCAGGCCAAGAAAGUGGAGUUAGCCGGCCUCCUCCAGGAGAUGCUGCAGGACCUUCGGGCCAAGCAGGACCAGCUGCAAGGGGUGGCUGAGGCGUGGGCCAGGCGCAGGGCGGCUCUGGAGGCUGCAGUGGGCCAGUCCUGUGCACCCCGGGAGCUGGAGCGGUUCGGCCGCUUCCUGGCGGACCUAGAACGCGUGCUGGGCCUCCUGCUGCUGCUGGGCAGUCGGCUGGCCCGUGUGCACCGCGCCUUGGCCCGGGUGGGCCCGGAUGGCGACCCUGAUGAGCGGGCCUCUCUGCUGCAGCGGCUCCGGCUUCUGCAGCGACAGCAGGAGGACGCCAAGGAGCUGAAGGAGCACGUGUCGCGGCGCGAGCGGGCCCUGCGCGAGGUGCUGGCGCGGGCGCUGCCGGCCGAGGAGGUGCGCUCCUACUGCACCCUGCUGGCUGACAAGGCCGCGGUCCUGGCCCGGCAGCGCAGUCUGGACGAGCGUGUCCGGCUCCUGCAGGACCAACUGGACGCCGUCAGGAGCGACCUGGGCCAUCGGCCCCUUUCUCCCAGGCCAUCCUGGCCCCCAAGGACCUGCCCUCCGGAUAAACAGCCCUUCUCUCCUCCCGCUACCUAGUUCCAGCCGGCGCGGUGGGGAGCACUGUAAACCCCCACCCCCACCCCGCGCGCAUCUGGGGCGGUGCUGGUUUAUCGAUGGAGCAGGGACGAGCAGGCCUAGCUGCUUCCCGGGAGAAUCCUUCCCACUAUCCCACGCCGCCUCCCCCAAGUCUUGUGGGUUACUUUGGAAUUACUGAAAACCUGCAGUGUCCCCCUUCUGUGAUGAGAGGGGUCCUGUAAGAGUUGGCUGGAGGGGAGAUAGUCGGAGGAGCACUUCAAUUUAAGGUGCAAAACAGCCUUUUAUUUUUUCCAAUAAAAAUUUCCUACGAGG